Messenger RNA from Coregonus sp. 'balchen', 7372 nucleotides. Lineage: Eukaryota; Metazoa; Chordata; Actinopteri; Salmoniformes; Salmonidae. The record is from the annotation of a GenBank genome assembly.
AGAAAUAAAAACGGAUCUGAAGUCAAUAUUGCGUUAUUUGGGCUAAUUCAACGUUUCAGCUUUGGGAUGGCAAACUGAUCCUACGAGAAACGCACUUGGUCAUCAUUACGUGGUCUCGUGUGACAACAGCUGUAAAUCCUGCUAGCUCUCAUGUCCCUGCUAGAUAAAUGAAAAUAUAUUGAACAAAUAAAUUAAGGUAGCGAAAAAUAAAGUAAAAAUGCUUUCUCGUUUAUUGAAGGAGCACCAAGCUAAGCAGAACGAGAGAAAAGAACUCCAAGGUGAGGGGAAAUAACGUCUAGUGUGAUGCUGCAGCUAGCUAGCUAAGCUAAAAACAACAGCUAGGAAAAUUAGCUAGCUAGUUAGUUAGCUGCAGCAACAAGGUUCUGAACGUAUAACAACAAACAACCGUUAGAAAUGCAUGAGUCAAGCAAAUUGUGAAUUUCGUGACGAUAACUGGAUUUAUAGUUAGCUAGCUCUGGACGACAACGACGAGUUGCCUCUGCUAGUAUUUGAACUCGUACUGACGCCCAGGGUCAGGCAGUUCGCUAACUAGCCCCUGGAAUCGACGUUAUACCGCAUAUAUAUAUAUAUAUAUAUAUAUAUAUAUAUAUAUAUAUAUAUAUAUAUAUAUAUGUAUAUAUAUGUGUGGUUAUAUACUGUACAUUUACUCCAAGGGUUACUCAAGUUUUGGGCGAACACAGCUAACUAGAAGACGCUAACGUUAGCGUGUUCUUAACUUGAUGGCUAACCUAGCUACGUUAUGCUAUUCCACCCCAUGACAUGAUAGGUGGGGUGUAUUCAUUCCGCCGAUUCUAGUGGUGGCGGCUACCUAAAUUUGUCCACUAGCAAGAAACUCCCGUUUUGCUCCGUUUGCAUUCCGUUUGGUUCUUAAACGGUAAACGUUUUCUGUAGAUGUAUUCAUUACGCCUAUUCUGUUGUUGCAAAACGUUUCGUCUGUUGCAAAACGUUUUGCAAUAGAAACUGUUUACUCCAAACUGUAAACGUUUUGCAACGAAAAUGAGUUUAGAUUGGACAAAUUCAGGUAGGUCCCUCCCUGUUUUGUUCCGUUUGCUCGAUUUGUUUCAAUUUGUUUGUUAAACGGUUUCCGUUGCAAGACGUAAUGAAUACACUCCUGUUUUCUUUUGCCCUGCUCAGAGAGACGCAGACGAGAGGCAAUUGCUGCGGCCACCUGUCUAACAGAAGCCUUGGUGGACCACCUCAAUGUUGGGUAUGUGAAUAAUGGCCAGUAGUUAGCUUGUGUUGUUUACCCCUGUUGGGACCUAAAAAAUCUGUAUUUAUUUUUUGCCUGAUUACGUUUUGUUUUUCCCAAAUUCGGUUUUCGCCAUUUAGUUUUUCACAGUUUCAGUUUUCGCUCUCAUUCACUUUAUUGUAUUUGAUUUUUUUUUAAAAAAAAACAAUUGAAUGUUCUAAGUCCACAAAAAUGUUUAAACUGCAUCAGGAUACUUUUUUUAGGUGUGGGAUUUCUUCCCGAAAAUUCGAUUUUUGUGUGUAGUUACCCUUUUAAUGCAAGUGGGCACCAGGAAGAUACCUUUGUUUGGUUAAGCGGUGUUGUUGUAGGGCUCAUGUGAUUGCAGAGUUUGCAAAACAAAUGGCCACUGUAUUGAUGCAAAUAAUCAUAAUAUUAUUCUGCCAUGUAUGCAUAGGCUACUUUGUUGUUAACAUUUAAUUGAGAAGGUUUUUGGGAAAGCCUUUCCAUCUCUACCAGAAUAAUGUUAUCAUUAGCAUCAUCGCUAACGGCUACACGGUGUACGCACCGCACACACCCACUCAGACAGGGGCAUUCCUGUGCCGUUUCAGAAAGUUGCAUGAAAAUAGGAAUCACUGAUGCAGUUUGUUCGUCUUAUGAUUCACUUGGGCAAAUGAAUGCAUUUUUUCUCAUUUCUGUUCAAUAGCUUUAUUUGAUUUCCAAACAAGUUAAAUAUAUUGUUAAAUUCCGUUUUAUUGUCGGGAUUCCGUCCGCAAUACUGAUUUUUUUUAUAGGGCCCUACCCCUGUUUUUAUGUACCCAUCAUUCAGCUGUUCAACUCGGCCAAUUCCGAUCAAAUGCCUUGACACGUGACCAAUUAGGCCUGUUUUGUAACCUGCAUUGAAAGUGUUUAGCUACCGUCUUGUAUUUGAGCUGUAGCCUUGGUUUAUAGCUUUUUGUCACAGAGGUUUUUAAACCCAACAUUGCAACACUUGCGAAGCAGACUCUGCAUACCGGACCGGGGUUUGAGAAGUCAAUGAGAGAAUUGAACUGAUUCCUUAGUAGUUCAUUUUCUCGAUUUCUGAAGGCACAACAUAGAUUAAAACCCAUGUUUUAAGUAGCUCAACCAUGCCAUUACUACAACCUCAUAAAAGUGACAAACUGACACGUUUUCAUUUUUCGUCAAAAACAACUUUAUAUCGAGUGGACGGCAUGCACAUGCGCAGUUCGGAGUGACUUGACCGUUAUACCCGACGAUGUGUUUCUGCACAUGAUCUUAGGUAGCUAACGUCUCCAUGAUAUCGCCUACAGGCGUGAUAGGCGGACACUGCUUCUCCAAUAGAAAUCCCCUAUCUUCCUUACUAAGCAAUCGUCGAUUUUAUAACAGAAAAUGCCUGCAAAUUUCCCCGUCACAGAUUAAAUUUAAUCCUGGACUAAAAAAAAACCUGUCUGUGUGCUUAGCCUUCAAUCACUGUGUUAACCAAUGAUGGCAUGUGACUCCACAGCACAUUGUACACCCUGGUAAUAUUUCAGUAGUACAAAAGUUAAUUAAAAUCAAAUGUUAUUUGUGCUGAAUACAAUGGGUGUAGACCUUAAUGUGAAAUGCUUACUUACAAGCCCUUAACAACAAUGCUGUAGCUCAGUUGGUAGAGCAUGGCGUUUGCAACGCCAGGGUUGUGGGUUCGAUUCCCACGGAGGGCCAGUAUGAAAAAUUUAUGCACUCACUAACUUUAAGUCGCUCUGGAUAAGAGCGUCUGCUAAAUGACUAAAAUGUAAGAAAAUAAGAGUGAAGAAAAUAUUUACGAAAUAAAGUUUUUUGUCUUUUUAAGUAGAACAAUAAUGAGGCUAUAUACAGGGGGUAUCGGUACCGAGUCAAUGUGUGGGGUACAGGUUAGUCGAGGUAAUUUAGGUAAUAUGUACAUGUAGGUAGGGGAGUGACUAUACGUAGAUAAUAGAUAAUACACAGUGAGUAGCAGCGGCACAAAAAAAGGGGAGGGGUCAAUGCAAAUAGUCCGGGUAGUCAUUUGAUUAAUUGUUCAGCAGUCUUAUGGCUUGGGGUUAAAAGCUGUUAAGGAGCCUUUUGGACCUAGACUCGGCGCUCUGGUGCCGCUUGCCGUGCGGUAGCAGAGAGAACAGUGUAUGACUUGGGUGGCUGGAGUCUUUUUGACAAUUUUUUUGGGGCCUUCCUCUGACAACGCAUAGUUUAGAGGUUCUGGAUGGCAGGAAGCUUGAUCUAGUGGCGAAACCAAAGAAUAGCAUCUAAUGGAAACAGUUGGACUUGACCACCUUGGUUGCGACACUACAUUCACAUUGUCUCCUGAGUGGCGCAGUGGUCUAAGGCACUGCAUCGCAGUGCUAACUGUGCCACUAGAGAUCCUGGUUCGAAUCCAGGCUCUGUCGCAGCCGGCCGCGACCGGGAGACUCAUGGGCGGUGCACAAUUGGCCCAGCGUCGUCCAGGGUAGGGGAGGGAAUGGCCGGCAGGGAUGUAGAUCAGUUGAUAGAGCAUGGCGUUUGCAACGCCAGGGUUGUGGGUUCGAUUCCCACGGGGGGCCAGUAUAAAAAAAAUAAAAAAUAAAAUAUGUAUUCACUAACUGUAAGUCGCUCUGGAUAAGAGCGUCUGCUAAAUGACUAAAAUGUAAGUGUAAUUCAAUUACAGUUAACGAAAGGAGGAUAAAGUCAAGUGUAGAAACCAACCUCUUAUUUAUUGUUGUUAUGAAGGAUUUCAUAAGGACAUAUUUUUACACUUUCUUAACCACUGAUUUCGGUCUAAUUUCUCUUCCGUUUCCAAUAUCCAAUAGAAUGUCUUUGCCCAUAAGAUGUCAUCAGAUCAACCUUUUAUUAAAUGUUGCUUAGGCCUCUGUAGCUCAAUUGGUAGAGCAUGGCGCUUGUAAUGCCAGGGUAGUGGGUUCGAUCCCCGGGACCACCCAUACGUAAAAAUGUAUGCGCACAUGACUGUAAGUCGCUUUGGAUAAAAGCGUCUGCUAAAUGGCAUAUUAUUAUUAUUAUUAUUAUUAUUAUCCUCAUGUGAAGUCUUCUGAUCUCCAUGCCUCCUUAAAAUCUUGUUGUACUAAUCUUCCAGUUGCUGUGUGUGAUGUUUAAUUCCAGGGUGGCCCAGGCGUAUGUGAACCAGAGGAAGCUGGACCAUGAGGUGAAGACGUUACAGGUGCAGGCCAGCCAGUUCUCCAAGCAGACCGCUCAGUGGAUCAGUAUGGUGGAAGGAUUCAACCAGGCCCUGAAGGUACACACACUACACAGUAUGGUCUUAGAUUAGUAGCCAUUUUCCCUAAAUCCUUUUAUGUUUGUCGAAUGAUAGCAGCCCCCCCCCCCCCCCCAUGAGUGUUUCAAAUCUGAAGAGAAGUACAAUAUAACUUUCCUUUGGGAACAAAACAAACUGGUAUAUUGGGUAUCUUUUCAGUUGACUUUUUCACCCGUUCUAAUGUACGUUUAGUCCUGCCACAUUCCCAGCCAGGCAAACAUGUUAAAUAAAACCUUAUGUUCAAAAGCAUUUUAGCUAAAACAUGUGAUACUUAACAUUUAGUAGGCCUCAAACUCAUCAAAGCUAUAUAUAUAUAUAUAUAUAUAUAUAUCUAUCACAGAUAAUGAGCUACUGUUCUUCUUACCAAGGCUCAAACACAGCGUUAAGCCAAUCUCUGCCUGUCUGUGUUAACAUCGACACCAGUAGAUGACUACGGUAUGGAGGGAAAUCCAAACCCUUUCGUUGAACAUCAAACACCACAUUCCCUCUCUCUCUGUCUGUCUGUAACCUUCCAGGAAGCUGUAUUAUAGGUGCAUUAUGAAUGUGUCAUAUACCUUGGCUUGGUCAGGAAGAACAGAGUGAGAGAGUAAGGUUGAUUUUAUUUUGUUAAUCUUUAAGUCUUUUGACGCUACCGUGCGUCAAUCUAAGUAACAUAAUAAAAAAAAUCCCCAUCAAAAUCCAUCAGUUUAAGCUAGAGAUAUCAUGGCAUCCGCCUAUUUCGCCUUCCGGAUCAAUCCACCGUAUCCGCCGAUGUCGGCCUUCCAGAUCUGCAAACAGCGGUGUUUGUCAGACCAUGAGACAUCCCGAAAAUCGGUUUGCUCUACAACCCCCACAGGUGUCUCGGGACUCGUCUGAAGUCGGUACAUCCGAUCUGCCAACUUCUGUCUGUAGUGUCCGAACCGUUUGAGCUACAAACUAAUAUGACCCCUCUAUGGAAAGGGGAGACUCUCACGAACACGAUGGUAAUCCAUACAAACGAAUGGAAGUAUGGAGGUAGUUUUGUGCCAACAAAAAUAAGGGGUUCAAUAUGUGUCCCAACAUUUGUUUAUUUCCUGAACUUUCUUAUAUCUCCUAGAUAUAGGACAGACACUUCUAAACCUUAUUCCUUAUGGUUUAUUUAGACUUUUUUUUGCCAUUUGUGUUAUUCAAUGUGUUUGUAUGGGCUAUAGUAGCAAAAGCGAAAUGUAAUCUUUUAUCAAAUUCUACAUUUUUUUUAUACCUAAAGGGGUCCUAAAAUUCAAAAUCAAAUAGCUAAAUGAGCCAUGGUCUGAUGAUCUUAAAACAAUUUCCGUAUGUUAGCUUAGUGGAGGUUAAAUAGCUCUGAGCCAUCUCUGUCACAGCUCACUCAUGCUUUGGCAUUAAGAGGAUGACUCUCAGGACUGUCUGAUGAUGAAAUGUCAGGGGCUCACUCAUAAAGUUGAUAAUGUCACCCCCCUUGUGGUAUGAAGUAGCUGCAACAAUUGUAUAGUCUAUAACAUGUAGGCUACUUAUUCAUGAAUUUUUAGUUGUAAUUCUUCCCAUUGUGUCCUUAGUAUUGACCCCUUAAUAAAGCAGCCCUAGCCUCUAACCUUUAAAAAAUAUAUAUAUAUAUGUUUUUGUCUUGAACAGGAAAUAGGUGAUGUGGAGAACUGGGCUCGCAGUAUUGAGAUGGACAUGAGAACCGUCGCCACAGCUCUGGAGUAUGUACACAAGGGUCAGGUCACAUCAGCCUCGUCGUAGACACACUGAACCAUAACCUGGAACUGAUGGCCCGCUGCUAACUUCAGUAGCUGGACACUUUCACUGUGAAAGAGUGGUGGACUUUCCACGGAUACCAGGAUUCUGGUCGAAGAACCAUCUGAAAAGUUGAUUCAAGGCUUCAGUGAUUACUAAAGGCUUUAAGGCUCGCCCAGUGUUCAUGAGGUGACGCGUUGUGUUACAGCAGGAACUGAAUAUCUGUGGACAAAUAAACCUUAUUGAAAAGAGCGCCUAUGGCCCAUCUGCAAUGUUGUUUUGUCCACAACACUUUUAAUUGUUAAAGGUCUGUACCAAAUAUAUAUUAACUGUCGUGGAAAUACCUAACCAAUUGUCCUCAGACCAGGUAUAAUGGGCUUCAGAUGGGUCCAUGUGAAUUUAGCAACACUCCUAAUGAUUUCGCUGUUUGCGCAAACGUUGUUUCCUUUGUGAGUCUAUCUGUGUGGGUGAACAAGACCAAGCAUAUCUAAUAAUCAAUUGAACGGGGGCAAUGCAACGUUUUAACAAAUUUCACUUUUACACUUUUUACGAUCUUCUGCAAAGAGAAAUAGUUCCGAUUUGGUUUUAGUCUGUCUUUCGGGUACUAGUCAGUCAUUCUCUGAAGUUAGGCCAUGUUCCUAUUCCCAUGAGGAUGAACAGGACUUUGAAAUGUGGAUUAGCUAGCGAGGCGUUGAACAAAAGAGGCCUGUUUGUGAAAUAGUACUAUGGAGAAAUAGGAUUUAUUUGCUUGUAAUUGGUCGCCUGUUUUUAGAAGGGAGAGAUUUGUCUGGUAACUGCCAACUCUCCUGUAUGACUAAAACUACCCAGCCUGGUUAAACCAGACUGACUGAAUGAUGCGUUCGCCAGUGAUGUCUGUCUGGUUUAAGUAGGUGGUAUUUGUACCCUGUUUUAAUAAAAGCGACGUUUAAACAUCUCAAGUCUCUUACUGCUUGAAAACCUUUUGGAUCAUGUAUGUUCAAUUAAUCAUUCUCUCUCACGGUGUGUUGUAGCCUGAAUGCCAGUCAGUUUCAGCUAUCGUACCAACUCGUUGUCAUGACAAACAAUGACCGCAAUGGAAUUGACAAGAACAAAUGGAUCUGGGGGACCAGGCUAUAUAUAUAUCAAAUGCUUGUCUUUGAACUCUGUUUUGAUGUGAUGUUUCUCUGUUCUUGAAUAAAGAAAUUAAGUAAUGGUGG